Molecule: messenger RNA, 3845 nt
Organism: Linum trigynum
Lineage: Eukaryota; Viridiplantae; Streptophyta; Magnoliopsida; Malpighiales; Linaceae
Source: the annotation of a GenBank genome assembly
GGACUAGUAUUUUAUUAAAAUAAAUCACAAUUACAGAUGUCAUUACAAUUAUACAAAAUAAAAACAUUAAAAUUGGCGAAGUCAAAGCCUACAACAAAAGUCCAAUAAGUCGACAAAGUCAAUCUGGUCAGCUCUAACACAACCAGACCGGUUCAACCCAAAACCAUACCGGUACUGUUGCAAACUUGGGGAACAAGCCCCUUUUCCUAUAAAAAGAGCUCCUUUGCUCUUACAUGAGGGAGGUGUUUUUGGAGGGUUUCUUCUCCUUCUCAUCGCUCCCACAGGCUCUCUUCUUCUUCUUCUUCUUCAUCUAUUGACCAUUCCCAAACUGCUACCCUCAAAUACACAACACAAAAUAAAACAACAACAAAAGGGCUUCUCUUCUUCUCUUCCAAACUUCUUGCCAAAAAACUAUUUUCUUCUUCAUCAUCCCUCUUCUUCUUACACAAACAACACUUCUUCUUCUCUUCUCUGUUGGUUUUUCCUCUUUCAGCUCUUCCUACAAACACAGACAAACAACACUUCUUCUUCUUGUUCUUCUCUUCGUCUACCUAAACACAACAACACAAGCUCUGAAAAAAUCUCCUUACUUUGCUCUUCUUCCUCUUAGAUACACCAACAUAACAUAGAAAACGAACAAACACAAACAACAAAAAGAAAACUGCAAACGGAAAGUCUAGCAGGCUAAAAGGGAAAGGAAAGCAACAGAACAGCACCUUCAUCGGACAUCAAGUAAAAAAGGUGGGUACAUCUACUUCUUCCACCGUCAUCUCACAACCAUUCAUACAUCCAAGGAAACCUUUUUAAGCAAAAAUUGAUCCAUUCCAAGCAACUUCAAGCUGACUGAUUUGCGUUUAAAAGAGGAAUCCAAACCAAUACUCCAAGCAAAUCAUAAGAUGGUGAUAAUAACCUUAAUCAAUGAAAAGAUAAAUCUAUGAUUAAUUUCAUCACUUAUUUACGAUUUGUCAUGUUUAGUUUAUUGUGAUGAAAAAAAAAUCAGAUUUGCUUUCCUUUCUAGCUUUGAUUGUUUAAGUUUGUUUAGCAUUUUCCAUCUCUAGUUACAUUAAACUAACAUCCAAAACAUGGUAAGUAAAAAAAAACUAACAUACACGACCCAAUUAAGACUCGAAAUACUUGAAGGACUUCCCCUCUAACCUAAACCCCCUACCCUUUUUGAAACCGAAACCAUCCAUAGAACUCAAAAUUACAAGUCACAGUCAAACGCCCAAAUGUUUAGGCUCAACCCCAGGAAAGAAUUUACAGCAUUCAAAUCCACCAACCAAAUCCUAAACCAAACAAAUUUACCUGUUGUUUCCAUCCUCCUUCGCCGUCGGUACGGUUCAGAGUCGCCGGCGGCCUCCAUUUUCCCCUUUCUUCGUCCCAAAACCAGCAAAAACGAAAACAAGAAAAUUAAUCAAAACCCAGACAACAUCGAAAAUCCAGAAUCAAAGUCGAAACUAAAUUUAACCCACACCUACCCAUCGUGUCAGUCGUCGGCGGUGUCACCGAAACUCGCCGACGACCCUUCUUCUUAUCCCUCGGCUCCUUUCCCCGAUACCAGCACUACCGAGCUCAUCGCUGUCGAGAACCAAGUAGGCAUCCCUUUUCUUCUUCCCUCGCGAGAACGAAAACCGCAAAAAUAACCAAACACAGUCAGAAUCCUGAACCUGAAAAGAUCGAGUCUCCAAACAAUCCUAAACAACCAAAUCGAACCCCUAAAUCCGACAUGCAAAAUAAACAAGCAGAGAACCUUACCUCCUCCGCUGUCGCCGUCGCCAGUAUCAACAUCGGCGUCGAUCUUCUUGUCGCCGUCGUUCGAACCAUCAUCGGCUCUACAGCCGCCGCCGCCGUUCACUUCUUCCUUUCCCCUCGUCGUUUCCAAAAAAAACGAGGUGGCGAUAGAGAGAUCGAGAAUGAGAGGGGAGGAAGAUGGAAGAAGCAGAGAGGGUUUUCUCUUCCGUUUUUUUAGAGAGGAAGAACGAGAGAUCAGAAAAGGAGAGGGGUGAACGGCCGUUCGUUUGGAAUGGAUUAGGUUUAGGAAUUUCUUGUUAAAAAUAAAUAUAUAAUUCGAGAGGCUAGAUGACGGUUUUACCCCUAGGGUUUCGCUUUAAUUACACUCCCUUGCCACCGCGUUUUUGGCCAUUUACCAAGCUGCCCUUCCCCCUUUAGCCGCACCAAAAAGAAAAUCGGUAAAAAUGGAUGAUGCGGGUUUCGAACCCACAUUCUCGGGUAGAACUUGACAUAAUACCAACUCAGCCAGUUGGGCUGCUGGCCUUUUAUGUGUCAUUUUAGUCCUCCCAUUUAAUUUUAUUUUUUAAUAUCCUUAAUACGAAAUGUUAAGAUGCAGAUUAAGUUUAUCUCGUUUCUUGUCUAAUACAUCGAAUUACCUCCCCAAAUACUAAAAUCCUUCCAAGAUAUAAAUUUAAAUCUCAUUAACAAAAUUAUAAUGCGAAGAUUACUUUCAGUGGAAAGCGAUAAAAAUUACACCUAAAACGAAUCAAAGUCAAGAGCCAUGAUCGGUGGAACGUGGUUAAAAUUACUUGCUAAAUCAUCAAAGUUUUAUACCGAACUACGUGGACUUUGAUCCCGACUACUCGGGUACGUAGGCAACCAAUAGGUUCGAGUCCAACUAACCAAAAACUCUUUCUUUAAUUUUGAGAAUUACGUCAAUAGACGUAUGAUCAUUAAUAACUAACUAAUUAAUCAAAUCAUAAAAUUAAAUACAUUAAUAAAGCCGCAAAUAAUAAUACACCCAACCCUUAUCGAUUUAAGUAGUACCCAUUUGGGGCGUUGUGGGCUGUGAAUACACUUCCCCACACGUAACCGUACUCCCGAACCCAUAAACUAAAUUUUCGCAGACCAGAUUUCGGUUCUGACCCUAAGGUUGGAACCGGACCAAAUGGUGCUCGACCCACCACAAAUUAAGGUCGAUGGCGACUCCGAUCGUUCGCGACGGGUACCUCGAUUUCGAGGUGCGGUUGCGACAGUGGCGACUCCGCUGGGGAACAUACUAGAGUCAAACUACAUUAAUCGUCGAUAAGUUUUUUCCUACUUUCUUAUAAUGGGUGUUAUGUGUUUAUUACAUCAAUUUGCGCUUUAAAUUUGUUAUGUAUUUCAAUUUUUUGCAUCCAUGCAUAAAGCUCUAUUCCCGAGCGGUCCUUAUAGCAAAAAAGGAAGAAAGUAGUGUGACUCCUACAAUAAUAGGGGAAAUGCGAAAACUUCCCAACCAGGUUGAACUCAAAUCCGAGGAUGAUUUGGGGUAUCAUGCUAAAGCUCGAAAGGGUGAUAGUGUGGUACAACUUGGGAGACUUAUUCCUUAAGAUCCCUAUCGAGCAUAUAGUUUACCUAGAAACUACCUAAACCGCAACUUAUCCUGAAACCUACCUUAGACCUUGUUGCUAAACCGCUUAAAACCCUAAGUUGGUUUGAAUAUGAUGACGUGUUUAUGAUUCAUGUUUGUUUAUGAUGUAACGAAUUAUGAUUCGUCGGUUAUACAUGAAUGUCGUGGUUAGAUGCUAUGCAAAAGUUUAUCAAAAUCCGUGACACUAGCAUUCUUUCGUUAGUUCGUUGUUCACUCGUUUAAAACCAAUCAUGAUGGUAAAUGUUCAAACAUUCUUGCAUCCACAAAAAAAUCAUCUUUCAUACGCACAAUCGUACCAUUUAACACGAGUAUCCUACAUUCAUCUCAUUUAGCAUGACAAUCAUUCACUCAUCUCAGUUAGCAACAUGUCACAAUUUAACCAUGAUAAGUCAAGGAUUCUCUAAAGUUGCUCAUUCACAAGGAUAAAGUCAACCUUUGAGUACAAGUUCCAAGGUUGUGCUCGUUACGGAGUUCAUUCUAGAAG